UUAAAACGGAAAAUUCUGAAAAUAAUUCGCAAACAUUUUUCUCGGAUGAUCUGGCAAAUAGUGGGAGAAGUAUAAAAUAAUCUCUUAGAGCUGGACCAGUUAGUGUCCGUGUUUACUCUAAGUGACAUUCAAAAAAUUUCAAGAUGAGUGGCGACGACGACCAGAAGAUGGCCAUCAUCCGCAAGGCCUUCCAGAUGUUCGACACCACCAAGUCGGGCUUCAUCGAGACCAUCAAGAUCGCCACCAUCCUGAACACGAUGGGCCAGCUGUUCGACGAGUCCGAGCUGAACAACCUCAUCACCAAGAACGACCCGGACAGGACGGGCCAAGUGAACUUCGACGGCUUCUGCGACAUCGCCAACCACUUCCUGGAGGAGGACCAGGACGAUGACCAGACGCAGCAGGAGCUCAAGGAGGCUUUCAGGUUAUAUGAUAGAGAAGGAAAUGGUUACAUCACAACUGGGACUCUCAAAGAGAUUCUUGCUGCUCUUGAUGACAACUUGACCAGUAGAGAUCUAGAUGGCAUCAUAGCUGAAAUUGAUACUGACGGAUCAGGCACCGUAGAUUUCGAUGAAUUCAUGGAAAUGAUGACUGGAGACUAAGCUCCUCAUCUGCAGCUUAGCCUAAAAUCUCUAAGAAACUACUAAAUAGACUAAUAUUUUAGUAUUUUAACACGAUUCCAGUUUACAUUACCUGAUAAAAGACAAUGAAGAUCUAUACAAAUACAUAAUAUUUAGUGUAACGUUAUUCCUCCUCUUAUGUGUCGAAUACAUUAUUUUUUUUGAAUA
Molecule: messenger RNA, 788 nt
Organism: Phaedon cochleariae (mustard beetle)
Lineage: Eukaryota; Metazoa; Arthropoda; Insecta; Coleoptera; Chrysomelidae
Source: the annotation of a GenBank genome assembly